This is a messenger RNA of Lodderomyces orthopsilosis Co 90-125, 1086 nucleotides long. RefSeq names its product exosome non-catalytic core subunit. Gene Ontology annotation, molecular function: RNA binding. The transcript has a single exon. Gene Ontology annotation, biological process: CUT catabolic process; TRAMP-dependent tRNA surveillance pathway; U4 snRNA 3'-end processing. The record is from RefSeq and is a predicted model, not a curated record. Bases 1 to 1086 code for a protein of 361 amino acids. Lineage: Eukaryota; Fungi; Ascomycota; Pichiomycetes; Serinales; Debaryomycetaceae. Gene Ontology annotation, cellular component: nuclear exosome (RNase complex); cytoplasmic exosome (RNase complex).
AUGUAUUUCAUCUCAUCGGAUAGAGUAAACAAGAUGGACACAGCAGGAGUAAUAAGCAUAACCAAACCAAUUUCACGAGUCGAAUAUGAAGAGGAGAGAUCCGAUGAUGAGAUGGAGGGGGAAGAGUCUUCUUUGGGUGAUCCAAGACAGCAAGAGGUCCGAGCAAAUGCUAUAGUGACACCUGGAGAAUUGAUUACAAGUGACCCUGUGUGGAUGAAAGGUCAUGGUACUUAUUUCAUCAACGAUAAAACCUAUUCCUCGGUUGUGGGUAACAUAUCCAGAGUCAAUCGUCUUCUAAGUGUGAAUGCCAUACGUGGUAAAUAUACACCAGAAACCGGUGAUCAUGUUGUUGGACGUAUAACGGAAGUUGCAAAUAAGAGGUGGAAAGUGGAUAUUGGAACCAAACAAGAUGCGAUAUUGAUGUUGGGAAGUGUCAAUUUACCAGGAGGGAUUUUACGUCGUAAAUCGGAAUCUGAUGAGUUGCAAAUGCGAUCCUUUUUGAAAGAAGGGGAUUUAUUAAACUGUGAAGUGCAGACAAUUUUCAACAAUGGUAUUGCAUCCUUGCAUACCAGGUCUCUCAAGUACGGAAAAUUGAGGAAUGGUAUAUUUUUAAAGAUCCCAAGUUCGUUGGUUGUAAAGUCCAAAAAUCACAGUUAUGACUUACCAGGUAAUGUUUCUGUUAUAUUAGGAGUUAAUGGUUACAUAUGGCUUUAUAAGACCAAAGCAAAACCAGCAACAUCAUCAGCCACGAAAAAUGAAACUGGAUUAAAGGUACAGCUGGGAGCCAAAGACUACACUCCUGGACAAGGAUCGGUUUCAAUAACAAGAUUAGAGGAGGAAAGUUCGUGGGAAAUAUACAGUGAUAAGAAUGAGGAGAUCAACCAACUGACGAGGAAUAAUAUUUCCAGAUACUAUAAUGUGAUUAAAGCGUUGGCGUUUGGAGAAUUGGGUAUAACUGAACAAAGAAUCAUUAUGGGAUACGAAGCAAGUUUGGCUUAUUCCAAUGUGGGUAGUUUGAUAGAUAGGGAGUCCAUGGAGCAAUUGUGUAGAGAGGUGUUGACAAGCGAGGAAAUGAGAGGCCAAUAG